AUGUCUACGACGGAGCCGGUGCGCACCGACUCCAUCCAUGAACAGGACCCUCACUUUGUUGACGAGAAAAAGCAAAAGAGCAGGAGACCAGGAAACACCGCAUUCCGGCAGCAGCGGCUGAAGGCAUGGCAACCAAUAUUGACGCCCAAGACUGUCCUGCCGCUCUUCUUUGCAGUGGGAAUUAUAUUCGCGCCGAUCGGAGGUCUCUUAAUAUGGGCCAGUUCACAGGUGCAGGAAGUUGUUCUCGACUACUCCGACUGCUGGCCGAAAGCACCAAUGGGCAAUUUUAGCACAAUGGAGCCUGACCUAUACUCCUACUCCUUCAAAUCCUCACCCAACAGCACAUCGAUCAGCAAGCCGCAAUGGAAGCGAGAUCAGACGCUUGUGCACUACGGUCCCGGUGCCGAGGUGGAUACGACCGUUUGCUCGGUUCGUUUCGAUCUUCCUGAUCCGAUCGGACCGCCGGUGUUCCUCUAUUACCGCCUUACCAACUUUUAUCAAAACCACCGCCGCUACGUCGCGUCUCUGGACGACAAUCAAUUGAAGGGAGAUGCAGUUUCAAAUUCUACCAUUAAAGGCGGUUCAUGCAAUCCCCUGAGACUAGCGGACAAUGGCAAGGCAUACUACCCUUGCGGAUUGAUUGCCAACUCCCUCUUCAACGACACCUUUGCUAGCCCUGUCCUUCUCAAUACGAGAAAGAGUAGCGCGGACAAUGAGACGUAUCCGAUGACGAACAAGAAUAUCGCCUGGGCUAGUGACAAAGACUUGUAUGGAAAAACCAAAUACACACCAGACCAGGUCAUGCCGCCGCGGAAUUGGGCGUUGCGAUAUCCCAAUGGUUAUACCGAGGAACAGCCGCCGCCGGACUUGUCGGAGGACGAGGGCUUCCAGGUAUGGAUGCGAACGGCGGGCUUGCCCACCUUCAGCAAGCUGGCAUUGAGGAAUGACAACUUGACAAUGGCUGCGGGAACGUACCAGAUUGAUAUUCAGCUGAACUUCCCCGUCUCUGUCUAUGGUGGCAAGAAGAUGAUUGUCAUUUCCACGCGGACCAUUAUGGGUGGAAAGAAUCCUUUCCUAGGAAUCGCCUAUGUUGUCGUUGGAGGCAUUUGCAUUGUCCUUGGUACUCUCUUUACCAUUACGCACUUGAUCAAGCCGAGAAAACUCGGUGACCACACCUAUCUAUCAUGGAACAACGACCAGCCCACGACCGCCACUGUCGCUAGCGGGCGAGACGUCCGUCCCGGCAUGAACGCAGCAUAG
Molecule: messenger RNA, 1260 nt
Organism: Xylona heveae TC161
Lineage: Eukaryota; Fungi; Ascomycota; Xylonomycetes; Xylonales; Xylonaceae
Product: Lem3/Cdc50
Exons: 6
Coding region: 1-1260 (419 amino acids)
Cellular component (GO): Golgi apparatus; endoplasmic reticulum; plasma membrane
Source: RefSeq, a predicted model, not a curated record